Molecule: messenger RNA, 27307 nt
Organism: Podarcis lilfordi (Lilford's wall lizard)
Lineage: Eukaryota; Metazoa; Chordata; Lepidosauria; Squamata; Lacertidae
Source: the annotation of a GenBank genome assembly
CGGAGCCCGGCCGAGCCCGGCCGCUUCGCCUGCGUGUCGCCUGGCAUUCCUGAAGGGGCUGCGAGUGCGACUCCUGCUCCCGGCCUGGCAGCUCUCCCGGCAUGGCUCUGGAAGGCGGCGGCGGCGGCGGCGGCAGCAGCAGCAGCAGGUAAGGAGGUGAGCGAGGCAGGGAAACCGGCAGCCCUCCUCGCUGCCGGACGGAAAGCGGCUCCAUCUCUCCUCCUUUCCUUCCUUAUUUCCUUCCUUCCCGCUCCCCCCCCCCCAAAAAAACCCCUGCUUCCUAGGCGGAGGAGACUUUUAGGGCUCUGACUCGGGGGCACUGCAAUGCAGUCUCUCUCCAAGGCAGAGGGCUGGAGGGGGGGCGGUUGAUCCAGCAAAGAGGGAUGUCCCCCCCCCUCUUUGGGCUAAAAAAUGGGGGGGGGGGCAUGUGCUUUCAACAAGGAGUGGAAGAGGGAGACCAAGGCAGGGUCCCUGGGUUUCAGCAGGGGUGGGGGUGGGCAUAAGACAGCGCUUAACAAAUGGAAGGGUUUUUUGCAGGGGGGGGGGAAGAGAUGGGAGAUGCAGGAUGUCCCUGGAGUCCUGAUACUCCUGGAUGAGGUUCUCCCCAAGGCCUCCUGACAAAGGCCCGUCUGGUCCAGUCCCCUCGUGCUGGGGCUUCUCACUUAUCUCCUCUUCUUUGCCACCAGUUAUUUUCAACCACCCCCUGCCCCCCCGCCCUUUGUCUCCCUUAUGUUUCCCAGGGCAGCAAGUGUAGGGUUAGGGGGAAGGCGAGUCCUUGUGAGUGACCCUAAUUGAGCAGAAAGGCUACGCACAUUGACCCACGACAAAGCACACCUCUGAACGCGUGGAGCAUAAAGCAGGAUUUUGUGGCGUGGAUUUUGAAUCUGGAAGUUCUCAAACCGGGUUGGGGGCAGCAUCUUGAACUCUCGUGUCGGCCGCAGCCAGUGGAGCCCAGUGGUCAGGGAUGAUGGGUCUGAUAUGUCGAGAGGGCUGACCACCUCUGCAACUGGGACCUGAUUUAGUUGUGGAUGAUCUUGCAUGCGGUUUCGUUCCUUAGAAAGAAAGAGCCUCCAGCUGCCUGCAGUAUUUCCUGGGAAUACUGAGGGUCGAAACUCAGAGCGAUGGGAUAUUUGACUUUUCAAAAACCUCUCUUCGGUGUUCCCUCCCAUCUGCAUCCAAAGCAGAACUUCUUAAAAUGAAGGUGUCCAAGUCUGAAAUCUGAACUUUGCAUUUUAUAAUUUAGAAUUUGGUUUCUGAGGUGUAAAUUUCCACCUGCAGGUUCAUAAGUAAACAGUAGAUGCUCAGGACAGGAGCAGCCCAGGAGAUAUAGGCCUCUGUGCCUUGUUUGCUUGAGGGCACACAAACAUCUGGAGCCCAAAUGCAGGACCAAAUGGUGUGAUCCAGGAAGCCAAUUAUUAUGUGGUCCAUUUAUAGCCAUAGCUGUCAACGUUUCCCUUUUUAAAAGGGAAAUUCCCUUAUUCGGAAUAGGAUUCCUAUCGGGAAAAGUUGACUGCUAUGUUUUAGCCCCUCUUAUUUCAGUGGGGUUUGUGGGGUAAUCGUGUGCAAAUUAGAUUGACAUGAAAGGGAAGCUGCGCUGCGACAUCCACAUUGCAGAGUUAGUGCCUGGGCUGAGAUGGCUUCAGGUUAAGCGUGUGAGGUGGCCAUUAAUGGUUACAGGCCACUGUGACAACUAUACUUCAGCCAGGAUCUUCCUGAAUUGCUAUCAGUGUUAGAAACUCAGUUAUAUAAGCUAGGGGUCCAACGGCUCCUUAAACCCACAGUUGCAGUCGCCAAAUGGAAUGCCCAGUUGCCAUUUUGGGGCCAGGCGGCUCCAAAGCUGUAUUUUUCAAUAUGAUGUUUUGGUUCCUGAAAUUCAUUCUGACUGUGCAGAUAAAAUAUAACGGAGAUUCCCAGGCAUGUAUCUCAAGAUGGUGGAGACAUCAGGCACCAUCCUGGAGCCUGAGCAUCUUCACUUGGUCGCAAAUGGCCGAUAGCCAGGUGCAAAAUGCGCCUGGCGAAUUUCGAAUGCUGCUUGCUAUAUAUUAGCUGUAACUUUGCAAUUCAGAGCAAUGGCUCCUCAUGAAUGGCUUUGUGAUGGACAGAAGUUCUCUGAGAUCUCAGGCAAAUCUCUCUCUCUCAGGUCCUGUUAUUUACGAUCAGGAUUCCUUGGAGUUGCCGCAGGCGGUGCAGCUGUCAGGUUGUGUAUCUGGUAGGAUAGCACCAAGCACCCUCUGCCUGAGAGACCCUUUAAGGGUGAGGAACCUGUGACCCUCCAGAUGUUAUUAGACUCCAGCUCCCAGCAGCUCCAGCCAGUGUGGCCAAUAGUCAAGCAUGAUGGGAGUUGUAGUCCAGCAAUAUCUGGUGGGCCACUGGUUCCCCAGUCCUGCUUUAACUGGACGUCUCUAACUUGAAGAUGAAAGGCUCAGUGGUGAAAGCAAAGCAUCCUACAUUUAAUCCCUGGAACCUUCUAGGAAAAGACUCCUGCUUUAAAUACUAGAGAGCUGCUAUCAGCCCACGUAGAUAAAACUGGGUUCGGUGGCCCAGUGCAGCUUGCUAUGAUAAGCCAGGGAUUGAAGCAGGGACCACCAGAGACAUAGUCCUGUGGCCAACCCAGUAUUUCUGGGACUUGCCCCAUCUCCCUCAGAAGACCAUCUGGAGCGUUAGCAGGGCAUGUCUGGCCUCUGAGGACCCAGGUCCUCGGCCCUGUUUGAACAAGGUGGGGUGGAUGUGCUGGCAAAGGCCCUGCCAAGCCUGUGUUUGCUUAGCGUUCAAACUUGGUAACUCUGUGCUUGCUGGAAGGGCUGAGUAAAGUGCGUCAGCUGGGUGGGAGGUUGUUGCUUUCACAAACAGAAACACCAGGCCCUUCCCUUCUAGCCUCAACGGGAGGGAAGGAAGCAGGAAGCCUUCCCCUGAUAGCACGAGACAAAUUCUGACUUUCUUAGGCCAUCACUGUUUUCCCUCUCAGUUCAAUGAACCCUGUCCUAAUACCUCACAGGGUUAAUCUGAGGAUUAGUCAGAUGAGGAAAUGGUAUUUACGUCUCUCUUUAAAAACAUUUUUUUAAAAACCCUCAUCUAUGGCUCUAUACUGUACACUGAAAAAUAGUCACUCUGGUAAUGCUCUCCUAGGCAGGUCUUGUCAGAAGUAAAACCCAUUUAGUGGAAACCCCACCAUCAGGAGCAGUCUACCUGCUGCUCUCCUCCACCAUCACCAGGCACUAAGCACAAAGAAGAGGGCCAGUUGCCCACCCGCCUCAUUCCCAAUGCGCCUGAUCGGGGGCUGCGUUCUGGACCUCCCCAUCCAACCCCCCAACCCCCCGUACCUGGUACUUGAGCUCCAUGGAGCUGUGGCCUGGUAGAAGCACUCCCUCCACCCGGCCAGCAGCAAGAGGGUGAAGGCAGCAUCAUGCAGGGUGGGCAGCAGCAGGUGGGCCUUCCCAAGGACCCUGGGAGGGCCACCAAGAGCAGCAGUGGCAGCUGGAGUGCAGAGGCUGCAGCUGGCACCAUCGUUGGGGUCCUUCCUGUGGCCAGAAGGAGAGGGAAGCUGGACCGCUUCCUUGGAGAGGAAGAGGUGACUGUGCUCAGGAGGGAUGCAGGUGGCAGAGGGCACACAGAGCACAGCUCCAGCCUCCCACUAAGAGGGGGUGCUACACAUUUUUCUCUCAUUUUCAAAAUGAGCCGGCUGACUUGUGCGGAACCCAAAAACGAGUGUCUUUGAGUUUUGUACUCUUGUGCAAGACUAAAAGAUGGGACAUUUCGGAAUCCGAUCAAACACCAGGAUGGCUUCUGUCAUUCUGGGAUGUCCCAGUUAAAACGGGAUGGCUGAUGGGUUUGUAUGACAUACUGCUAUGCCUGUCUGAAGCUGCUGGUGUGAAGUGUGGUUUUGAACUGUGGACCUCUUGGACAUACAUUGUGGCUGGGGCGACCCAGUCAGAUGGGUGGCAUACAAUUAUUAUUAUUAUUAUUAUUAAUUGUCUCCUUUUAGGGCUGCCCACUUAGACUAUGUUUCUCUGUACAGUGGUACCUCGGGUUACAGAUGCUUCAGGUUACAGACUCUGCUAACCCAGAAAUAGUACCUCGGGUUAAGAACUUUGCUUCAGGAUGAGAACAGAAAUCAGGCGGCAGUGGCGCGGCGGCAGCGGGAGCCCCCAUUAGCUAAAGUGGUACCUCAGGUUAAGAACAGUUUCAGGUUAAGAACAGACCUCCAGAACGAAUUAAGUUCUUAACCCGAGGUACCACUGUAGUAGUAUGUCGUGCCAACACUUAAAUCACAUGGCUUCCCCCCAAGAAUUCUAGGAACUGUAGUUCACCCUUCACAGGACUACAAUUCCUGGCUUGCUUUGCAAACUACAGUUCCCAGGCUUCUGGCAAGGGGUGGUGGUGGGGAAGCCAUGUGAUUCAAAUGUGUUCUGAAUGUGUGGAUUGUGACUAUCUUACCAAAGGUCUCAUGGGCCAUUUCGGGGGAGGCUAACUGAGCUCUCUCUUUCUGCGCCUUCCUUCUCCGCAGCAGCUCCCUGGAGGCUGCCCUAGCCGAGUGCACAGAAGCACUGAACUGCUUCCUGAAAAACCAGUUCAGUGAGAGCUUGGAGAUGCUGCAACCCAGGUGAGUGGGGAAAGGGCCUGAUCCAGUCACCUUCGUGGAAAGCGGGGGACGGGGGGGGACACAUCAGACCCAGGGCUUCCCUCUCCUCCCCAAAAAGCUGUUGAACCUUCCUCCAGCACUCCUUCCCUGGAGCACCUGACUGGCCCUUGGUGUGCAACCGAAACAAAUUGGUAGGGUGGAAGGAAGGGAGUCUACGGGUAGUGAGGCCAAGUGGCUUUGGAGGAGAAUUUGACGCGGCAGCUAAAAAAGCCAAUGCAAUUCUGGGCUGCAUCAAUAGGAGUAUAGCAUCUAGAUCAAGGGAAGUAAUAGUGCCACUGUAUUCUGCUCUGGUCAGACCUCACCUGGAGUAUUGUGUCCAGUUCUGGGCACCACAGUUCAAGAAGGACACUGACAAACUGGAACGUGUCCAGAGGAGGGCAACCAAAAUGGUCAAAGGCCUGGAAACGAUGCCUUAUGAGGAACGGCUAAGGGAGCUGGGCAUGUUUAGCCUGGAGAAGAGGAGGUUAAGGGGUGAUAUGAUAGCCAUGUUCAAAUAUAUAAAAGGAUGUCACAUAGAGGAGGGAGAAAUGUUGUUUUCUGCUGCUCCAGAGAAGCGGACAUGGAGCAAUGGAUCCAAACUACAAGAAAGAAGAUUCCACCUAAACAUUAGGAAGAACUUCCUGACAGUAAGAGCUGUUUGACAGUGGAAUUUGCUGCCAAGGAGUGUGGUGGAGUCUCCUUCUUUGGAGGUCUUUAAGCAGAGGCUUGACAACCAUAUGUCAGGAGUGCUCUGAUGGUGUUUCCUGCUUGGCAGGGGGUUGGACUCGAUGGCCCUUGUGGUCUCUUCCAACUCUAUGAUUCUAUGAUUAGUGCACUUUGUCAUUGUUUCGAACUUUGUAGUCACUUCUGGCUGGAACACGGUGUGUGGUUAUGCUAAGAAGGAUGUGAACUAAUCUAUAAUAGUAGCGAUAGUAGCAAUAUUUUUUUUUAAAAAAACACAGUGGAACAACAACUAUUGGAGGGAGGGCGACUAGAAGCCGCUCUGAGACUCCCCCCGCUCCGGUAUAGGGCAGUAUAUAAAUUUAAUAAACAACAACCACAACAGAAGUAGCUCUGCGCUACCUCAUGCAGGGAGCAGCGAAUCGUAAGAGCAGGCGUCGGCAAAAAUCAUGAUGCAGGGAAAACUGUGAAGCCAGCCAAUGCCUCCAUGUACUGUAGCUCCAUCCUUAUUUCAGACACUGUGAUAUACAGUGGUACCUCGGGUUACAUACGCUUCAGGUUACAGACUCCGCUAACCCAGAAAUAUUACCUCGGGUUAAGAACUUUGCUUCAGGACGAGAACAGAAAUCGUGUGGUGGCAGAGCGGUGCCAGCGGGAGGCCCCAUUAGCUAAAGUGGUGCUUCAGGUUAAGAACAGUUUCAGUUUCAGAACGGAUCUCCGGAACGAAUUAAGUACUUAACCCAAGGUACCACUGUAUUGGUAUAUUGCGAUGCUUAGCUGUUGAUAUAUCACACGAUGCUGAAAACCAGAUAUCGCCCAGCCCUGGUCUAGUUCUAGUUUAGUGAUGUGGUAUAGGAGAGGAGAGUGACCUGGAAAUUACCUGCAAAUGUAAAACAAAAAAAUUAUAAUCCCAAAUGGGAGAAACCACUUACUCCAACUUUUGUGGUGGCGCUUGGAGUACCAGUGCACAUCCCACCAUUUAGCAUUCUGGAGGGGUUACAAAACCCAUAUAUUAAUUUCACAUGACCUUUGGAAAUUGAGACAAAUGCCUCAGCCAUGGCAUGUGACUUUUAUUGGUUGGCUACAGAAAUAUGUAUUUAAUGAGGUCUGUCGAAUCUGUGGAGUUCAUUGCUGGGCUUUAAAUGUUUUGUGUGUGCAUGCGCAAUCUGCUUUUUGUUUAAGGAAAGCAGUAUGCAAAUACCUUUAAUGGUAAGCACCCAUGUGCAAGUUAGAAGAUGGAGGUUUGCACCUUUUGUGCACGCUGGAAAAGAAAUGCGAACAAAACCCAAAGCCCUCCCUGUGUGUGGGAGGUUGCUCCUGUCUUUGCCAGCAAAAGCAGAGGAAGAAAAAUAGAUGAAAAGGAGAGCUCUGCUUUUCCUAAAAGCAGAGGAAUGCCGUUGAAUAUUGUUGUUCAAGCCUCUCCCUGUCUUAGAAGGGCCUCCUGCCUGCUAUGUGCAUGCUAUUAUUCUCACAAAGCUUGAUUUGUAACUUCGUUAAGUAUGUGGAUUUCUGGCAGUGGCUUCAAAGAAAUUAGACUGGUUCGAAUCCUGGUUCAUGGGUUCAACUCAGCAGGUAACUGGGCUAUGUGGAUUCAACCCCAGCAGAGUCUAAGUUGGGCCGAGGACAUUCCAAAAUCUUCAAGUGUUGACCCUUCUCCUUUUUAUAACUUAAUGAAUUGUGAUCAGGAAUGUGACCAUCUCUUUCUUUCUUGUAGUGCUGGGCAUUGAUUUUCAGGUGCAUAAGGGUGAAAUUCAAAUGUCUCUCCCCCCUGUCCCACAUCCUUUUGUGGGCAAAUAUGAGAAACAUGGAGGAAACAAUACAACCCUCCCUAGCUGUUGCCAUCAUUAAUUAAAAAAACUAUAUUGCCUGCAACUACACCUGCUUCCUUUUUUUGAUCCCUUUUGACAGGGCCAAAGAGAGCAUGUAUCAUGCCUUAAUCUAUGCCACCAUUCUGGAAAUGCAAGCCAUGAUGACCUUUGAGCACGACGACAUUGUUCAUGCUGGACACACAAUGAAAGAGGCACAAGAAAUCUGCCAGAGGUGGGGACUACCGGGGGGGGGGGGCUCUUGGGGUGGGGAAUGAGGCCUGUUUCUGUAGACUUCGCAUGGGGCACCUCUGAAGGGGUGUCUGGUCAUGUUAGGGCAAUGGAAGUAGCUUCUAAAUGGGGAGUUCUUUCGCCCAAAACCUCACCUGGCUGCAUCACUUGUGAGUGGGUACAGUGGUACCUUGGUUCUUGAACUUAAUCCAUUCUGGGAGUCCGUUUGACUCCAGAAACCAUUCGAAAACCAAGCCGUGGCUUCUGAUUGGCUGCAGGUGCUUCCUGCACUCAGAGCUGUAGCUAGGUGAUCCUGCGCCCCUGGCAGAACUGUCCAGAUUGUGCCCCCUAGCCACGGACAAAUUAGCUCUUCUUUCCGCCUCUCUUCUAAUCCCUCCCACCCAUUCAAUUCACCCUCUAUUUAAAACCAUUUCUUAUGAGGCAAUAAUCAAUAUUUAUAUUUAUGGACUGGACGCGGGUGGCGCUGUGGGUUAAACCACAGAGCCUAGGACUUGCCGAUCAGUAGGUCGGUGGUUUGAAUCCCCGCAACGGGGUGAGCUCCCGUUGCUCGGUCCCUGCUCCUGCCAACCUAACAGUUUGAAAGCACCUCAAAGUGCAAGUAGAUAAAUAGGUACCACUCCGGCGGGAAGGUAAACGGCAUUUCUGUGCGCUGCUCUGGUUCGCCAGAAGUGGCUUAGUCAUGCUGGCCACAUAACCCGGAUGUUGUACGCCUGCUCCCUUGGCCAGUAAAGCGAGAUGAGCGCCACAACCCCAGAGUCGGCCACGACUGGACCUAAUGGUCAGGGGUCUCUUUACCUUUACCUAUAUUUAUGGACAUUUUUUUAGCCGGUUUUGCGCCCCUACAUUGCCUGCGCCCCUGGCGGGGGCCCGCCUCACCACCCUCUAGCUAUGGCCCUGCCUGCACUCAGGCAGAAGCCGCGUCGGACAUUUGGCUUCCGAAAAAUGUUCGCAAACCGGAGCACUUACUUCGGGAGCCGAUUUGUUUGACAACUAAGCCGUUCGAGAAGCAAGGUACCGCUGUAUUUUGUCUUCUCCUCCUGAUCCAAGUCGGGAUUCAAUACUACUAGGCCAGCUGCUCAUAGGGGAGCAGGAAGUCUCAUACCCUUCUGAGUUGUUUCUUUAAGCAACAUUCUCUUCCUCAAUUUGAAAAUGGGUCUUCAGGGGUAGAUGGGAGUCGUUGGGUGGGCCUAGGCUCAGGGGAGGGGAGGGGAGAGGUGUUGGUGCUGACAGCCCAAAGAGGAUGCCCAGCUUGCAUUCUCUGGGGGUUGGGAUGGAGGAAGUGGAACCUAACUAUGCAUCUCUUUUGGGGUUCCUCUGGUAGGUUUCGGAGGAAAAGCACAGUGACCGGAUCCUUCUCCAGUCGGCUAGGCGGAGAUUCCUGUACUGAAGGUGAGAAGAGUUAGUGGCCCGGUUGUGGGGGUCAAGACCACUGCAUUUUUUCUUCGGUCUAUGACGGGUGGGGAAAGCUAAUGUUUGUGCACUAGCCAGAGACAUCUGGAGGCAGGUUGGACUACAGUCAUACCUCAUGUUACGUCUGCUUCAUGUUACGUUCUUUCAGGUUAUGUCCCGCGGUGACCUGGAAGUACCGGGAAGGGUUACUUCUGGGUUUCGCCGCUCACGCAUGCGCAGAAGUGCAAAAUGACAUCACACGCAUGCACAGAAGCGGCAAAUCACAACCUGCACGUGCGCAGACACGCCACUGCGGGUUGCAUUCUUUUCAUGUUGCAAACGGGCCUCCGGAACGGAUUCCGUUCGCAACCAGAGGUACCACUGUAUAUGGAUCUUGGAUCCAGUACAGAAAUCCUUAUAGUACCUACUCUGGCUCGUCUUGAUGUAGGCACAGGGUAGCUUGCGGAAAGGAAUACAUAUAAGAUGUGCAAUGUCUGGAGGUUCCCCCUGACUUUUGGGGCAGGGAAUCUUCAUUAUUGGCUGAUGUAUUGCAAAUAAGUAAAUAGUCCAGGCUUCCAGACGUGCGCAGGACAGAGAUCCAAGGUAUUUUUUCUUUGGCGCUGCUGUUUCCAGUGGGUGGAUGUGAAUGUUUAAGGGAUGAACAGAGGAGGACAUGGUAAGCCUGCUUAGGAAUGACACAUGUCUUCCCUGAACCUGUUCCUUUCCCCAUUGCAGAGGAGCUGCAUGCAGAAGUGUGCUACGCAGAAUGCUUGCUGCACCGGGCUGCCCUCACCUUCCUGCAGGUAAGGGGAGCUUCUCUCCACUGCAGGGCACAGGCCACCAGGGCAGCAGUUUUCAAGUGGUGGGGCAGGACCCCUUGGCAGGAGGUGUCUCAGUGACAGAGGUCUUGCAGCAGGUGGAGUCAGAGGCAUGCAGAGAUUUAGCAUUGCAGCCACUCACACUUCUAUGUUAACUUUGUUGUGCAGGUAAACAGCCACUUUUCUUCCUCCUUUCUCUGAUGGGUUGGAUUUCAGGAGGCAAAUGUCUCUGGUCCACCUUUAAUUGCAAUAUAUAUUUAGUGCCCCAAUCCACAGAUUCAUAUGUAACACAAGCCACAGACUGCAUGCAAGGAUUCUGUAUGCUACCUUAUGGGGAAGCCAGGGAAGAGCCGGCCAACAUGGAGCAAUUCCCCUUCCUGUUCUCCGAUUAGCUUCCACUAUCCAUGCCUGGAAUGGGGACCCUGCAGCCUUCCUGAUUCUGUUGGUCUCCCAGCAGCACCAGUCAGCAUGCCUGGCCCAAUGGUCAGAGAUGAUCAGAGUGGUCAUCCAACAACAUCCGGAGGACCACAGGUUCCCCAUUCCCAAUCCGUGCCAAGCUUGGGACCAAUGUGCCCAGGCACCCACUGCUUGUGCCUUCCCCUUACAGCAGUGACCUGCAAUGGAUGCUUGCAUUCAGCUGUCCCGGUGGCAUCACACAGACACAUCAGACUUAAGGAGCUGAGUUAUCUUCCUCAAGCUGAGGACUUUUCAAAAUUCCUUUUCUUCUUUCAGGAUGAAAAUAUGGUGAAUUUCAUAAAAGGAGGAAUCAAGGUGCGUAGCAGCUACCUCAUCUACAGGUGAGUUGUGGUGACAGCUGGCAGGGCUGGAACAGCAGAGCAGUAUUGAAUCGCAGGUAGCACAAAGUUGGGAAUGAGAAGCAGCACCAGUGAAGGGUUUGAGAUGAAGAAGACGGGGCAGGACAACUGGAUUCCAUGCCAGGUUCAUGAAGGGAGAAGUUUCUGGGACAAUCUGCGCAUGCAGAGAAAUUCAGGUGAUACAGAAUCCCUGCACCUGCACCAGAAUUUUUCUGCUGGUUUGCUAGAUGUGUGUGUGUGUAAGAAAUAUUCAAUCUCUCCCUCCCUCCUCCCUCUCUCUUCCCCCUCCAUUUGAGCCUGGAACAUGUGAUUUAUCUUUGUGUUGUACGUCAGCGGAGGAAUGUGUGUCAGAAAAGUCUGAGAUGUAGCUACUGCUCCAGCAUGCAUCCCACAUAGUGUCAGGAAACCACUCCCAGUUUUGGGAUGCUUACACAUGAGAAACUGUCUGUACCUGAGAGGAGAGGAAAGAAAUGUCCACUUGCCCACUUACUUGCCAGAUUAGCAAUGUAUGGAAAUGGCCACAAGUGUCAUGGACAUCUCUGGAAAAGUGGGACAGCAAUAUCGGUGGCCAUCCAGGGCAUGACUGCCUUGCUCAACAAGCAUUUUCUAGACUGACCAUUCCUGAAAUGUGUGUUGGAUGUUUGAAUCCGGAACAUAGUCCUUCUUUGCCUUAAAGCAAUGUUGUGGGGAAGGGGUGCGGGUGGGAAGGAAUUGCAUUUCCUAUUCACUCAUAUCCCGUGUCACAACAAUGAAGUAUCUUCAAACUCUGAGACUCAAGGUCAGGGUGGGUGUGGUCUAGUGGUUAGAAAAACUGUGAGCUCGGAUGCCUGGGUUCCAUGCUUCACUCCUGGUAGGUGAAGGUGCAAUGGGCUUUUCUAAACCUUCUUACAUUUGCAGGGAGCUCAACAGCUUCAUCCAGCCCAAUCAGCUGCCAUCAAGUUCUCCUUGUCGCGCCCAUCUGGAGGGAGGAGUUGCGCUGGGCAUUGGUGCCUUCAACUUGGUGAGUCUGCACACUCUUCCCCAGCAGGUAUAAGGACAGAAGCUGAGUUACAAGCAGCAGCCCGUUGGAGUUAGUCAUUUUUGUCUCUCUUCUCCUUCCCUCUGAAGGGAGUAGCUUCUCUGUAGUUGUUGCUGGGCUGCAGCUCCCAGCAUUCCUGGCCAUUGGCCAAGCUGGUGGAACUUGGGAGUCCUAAUAACAUCAGGAAGGGACCACGCUGUCUGCUUCUGAUGUGUCCAUUUGCAAGUGGACCACACUCGAAAAGUGGAGCUUUCCACUGCUGAAGAAAGGCAAAGUCUAGGAGGAGGAUUUCUCCCCACGUGUGUCCGUUGUCAUUCAUGUCAAUGUCUUCCUUCCACAGACGCUCUCCCUUUUCCCACCCCGGAUCCUGAGACUUCUGGAAUUUGCAGGGUUUUCAGGGGACAAGGUACGACUGCCUGCCUGUGUGUGUGUUUGAAGAGGCAGAAUGUGGUCUGCUAAUGGACACGAUUAUUUCUAGAUAUACAGUGGUAUCUCGGGUUACAUACGCUUCAGGUUACAGACUCUGCUAACCCAGAAAUAGUACCUCAGCUCUGGCAGCACGGCGGCAGCAGGAGGCCCCAUUACCUAAAGUGGUGCUUCAGGUUAAGAACAGUUUCAGGUUAAGAACGGACCUCCGGAGUGAAUUAAGUACUUAACCCGAGAUGCCACUGUAAAUGCUGUCAUUUACCUAUCUAGCUCUGUAUAUCUACUUUGAUGGGGAGCAUCUGUCUGCGACCUGGGGCAGAGAAAGCUCUUUCCCAGCCCUGCUUUCUGAGCUCAGUUUGCCUGGAGAUGCUGUCAACGGGACACGGGACCUUCUGCAUGCUCUAGCACCCAUAUAUAUAUAUAUAUAUAUAUAUAUAUAUAUAUAUAUAUGCCCUUAAGAUGUGCAGAGGCUUUUCUAGGGAUCAAGGCAAUUAUUUCUUCCUUCCUCUAAUGUAACUGUAGACCAGGGGUCAGCAAACUUUUUCAGCAGGGGGCCAGUCCACUGUCCCUCAGACCUUGGGGGGCGGACGGCGGACUAUAUUUUGAAAAAAAGAAAGAAAAUGAACAAAUUCCUAUGCCCCACAAAUAACCCAGAGAUGCAUUUUAAAUAAAAACACACAUUCUACUCAUUUAAAAACUGAUUCCCGGACUGUCCGUGGGCCGGAUUUAGAAGGUGAUUGGACCGGAUCCGGCCCUCGGGCCUUAGUUUGCCUACCCAUGGUGUAGACCAGGCACAUCCAACAGGUAGAUCGUGAUCUACAGGUAGAUCACUAGAUGUCUGUGGUAGAUCACUGGCUCCUCCCAAAGAAGCCCAAGGAACUUGGCUCCCCUAGACAUUUUAGCCCUGCAGCUCAUAAAAAGAAGCUCAACAACAACUUUGACCUGAACCCCUAAAAAACAGGGCUUUCCUUCCUAAAAAAACUCAACAACUUUGACCUGAACCCAAAAGGGGGUUGAUCACUGCCCAGUUUUUACCUCUGUGAGUAGAUUGCAGUCUCUUGGGAGUUGGCCACCCCUGGUGUAGACAACACCAACCAGAUAUUGUUGGACCAAAAGUCCCAACCCGGGACCAGGAGGAAGGGAUGCUGGAUGAAGAUUGGAUUGUUUAUUUCUUUUUUUUAUUAUCAUUAGGAUUGUUCUAUAAAAUUGAUGAAUGCUAGAAAAAUGUUGAAAUGAAAUUACUUGGCUCUUGUAAAAAUGUCUAAAGAAUUUGGUAAGAAUGUUAUGGUUAGGAGAAGUUGGUAAAAAUAAGAUUUAAGUUUUAAACUUUAAGGUUUUCUAUAAGAUAAGAUGAAAAUAGAUUAAGGUAAUGUAAUGACAGAAAACUAUGAAUUAUGGAAAGGAUUUGCUGCGAUUAUUAUUAAUCAGGAUACAAGAAAAGGGAGGAGGAGGAGGUCAAAGAAAGAAGGUAUUGAAAGGGGAGAAUUUGAGAAUGAUGGUUUUAUUUUUUCUUUUUCUUUUUCUGUCUUGUCUUUUUCUUGUGUAAUUUUUUUUUAAAAAAUUCCCAAUAAAUAUCAUUAAAAAUAAAUAAAUAAAUAAAAGUCCCACCAUCCCUGGCCAUUAGCUGGCUGGGAUUGACAGGAGCUGGUGUCUGACAUCUGGAGGCCACCUCACUUGCCUAAUCCAAGCCUACAAAGUGGGUGGGCCUGACCUGAACCUUUCUAUGUUUUUAGAGGUGCCACUGAAGCCGUGUGUGAUCUGACAGGCACAUCUAAGGACUUGGAUCUAGAAUGCUUUCUGUUCAUAGUUCUUGUACACACUCAAGACUUGCAAGACCUGGAUCAGAUGGACUGGCAAAUAACACCCAAAUCCUGCAGCUGAAGACCCUCCCAAGUGCCCCUGUUUUCCAGGGACAGUUCCAGAUUUACAGAAGCCGUCCCAGUUUCUGAUCUCCCUAUUUUCAUCAGAGAAAUGUUGGGAAAUAUGGAGUUAUCUGACCCCUGAGCCAUCUGAAGGCAGUCCUGUAUAAGGAUUUUUUAAAAUGUUUAAUGUUUUAUUAUGUUUUUAUAUUAUGUUGGAAGUUGCUCAGAGUGGCUGGGGCAACCCAGUGAGAUGGGUGGGGUAUAAAUAGUAAAACACCACCACCACCACCACAAUUAUUAAUAUCAUCAUCAUCAUCAUCAUUUUAAAAAGUUUUUUUGUUUAUUUAUACUUUUCAAGUUUAUACAUUUCACUAAUUUUAUACAUUUCACUAAUUUUACAAUCAUAUUGACAUUUCAAAACUUGACUUCCUUCCCCCUCUUCCUGUGGUUCCUUAAAUUUAUUUUUUAUAUCUUCUGCAUAUCCAAAGUAACUUAAUUUGCUCAUUUAAUAAUCUUCUUUAAAUAUACACUCUUAUAAAACUUCAGGUUAUUACAAUAAUCCUGCCAGUGUUUUUAUCCGUUUAUAAUUUAUCUGUAAAUAUUCAAUAGACCAUUUCCAUUCUUUUAUAAUAAAAACUUGUUAUCUUGAUUUCUUAUUAUUCUGGUAAAUUUUGCCAUUUCUGCGUAUUCCAUAAGUUUUUGUAUCCAUUCUUCCUUUGCUGGGACUUCUGCUUUUUUCCAUUUGGGUGCAAGUCCCAGUAACAUUCUUGCCACUGUAGUCGUAUACAUGAAUAAGUUCCUAUAAAUUUUAGGUACCCAGAACUACCGGUAUCUAUUAUUGUUAUCAUCAUUGAAUAGUACAUUCCUAUUGUCAUCGGAGAAAUGUUGGAGGCUAUGUACUUGCCACCUCAAGCCAUUACUUCUGGUUCAGAGACAGCCCUGAUAGUCUUUAAGGCUAUCUAUUGUGUGCUGUUUCGUCCCUCAUGCUGGGAUGGGUGCUGAUAUGUUUGUAGUAGGCCUCUGCACCAGCUUGUUCUUUGAUUAGCUGAGUAUUUCCUGGGGAAUCAUUCUGGUAAAGCCGGGUCUGCUCAUCCAGAGACCUGUGCUGAAUGGAACUCUCACAUGGCUGAUCUUUGCUGCGUUUACCUACAAAGAGCUGUUCCCUCCGACUCUCUCUCUCAACCCCCACCUUAUUUUUAUUUCUUCUUCCCCACCAGGAUUACGGCCUGCAGCAGCUGCAUCAGGGGGCCACCACAGCCAACCUGCGGGCCUUGCUUUGUACAAUGUUGCUCCUCUGCUACUACACCUUCCUUACCUUCGUCUUAGGUAAAGUCUUCUCUCCACCUUUGGGAAGCAGAAUAGAAAAUGGUGGCCUAUAACUGGGUUGGCAACAGUAAGGCUGGGGGUCUGGGGGUCCUUUUCCUCACUUGGGGGCUUUAAUUCCAUGACCUGCUUAGGGUCAGUCCUUCGGCUCAGUAUCUGCUCAGAUGCAACGUCUCCUGCCACGACUGGCUUAUGCCACUUCAUUGGGGUCUAUGCGAAUUCUUCUGAUUACAGAAGUUGGUUUCUGGGGGGAACUGAAGGAGGUCCCUGAGGUGGGUGAGAGGAGGGAGGGAGGGAGGGUGCAGAAUUCAAAUCCUUCUAAUAUUGACUGAACUGGGGCUGGAGAUGUGUUGUGGUUAAGUAUGAACUGCAAAGUCCUCUGAUCAAGUUUCCUUUCAGCCAUGAGCUCGCUAGACUUGGCCUAACAGCUUCAAAUUACCAAAUGGGAGAGAAGCUGGUGGUGCAAAAUAUCGUGGUGGUGCAAAAUAUUGUGACCUUGCUCUGCUUAGGGACAUCAGGGGAGAGGGUGCCCUUUGGGAAGAUGCUUACACCCCCCUCUUUCUGUGCUCCCACCAGGGAUUGGUGAAGACAAUUUUACAGAGGCUGAGGCCCUUCUGAGUCCGUACCUCGCCCGCUACCCUAAGGUAAGGCACUGUGCGGAUGAUUUGCAAAGUGCUGCAGGCUUUACAGCCACUCACCUGAUACCUGUGCAGUCACAUGCUCCUCACUGGAGAUCUAUAAAGAAGCACCCCUAGCCUAAUGUUCCUAAGAGGGACCAGUUAGGCUUUACCUGCCCCACUCUGAGGCAGUGGUGUGGUGCUCAAAUUACAGUGGGGCUGGGGCACAAUUCCCUUUUGCGUCAGCCCCUUUAGCUACUAUUUCCAGAAGGCUAGAAGGCGACCUGUGGAUUGGCUAAAGUUGAGUGUGGUGGUGGAGCUGGUGGCUUUCAUUAAGGACUCCUCUCCUUCUUCCCCCCCCCCCCAAAUUGGAGCACUACUGCAGCAGACAGCAUGCCUUCUGGUUCAGGGUUUUUGCCAUAUUAAGAUUGCGCUCUUUUUCUCUCUUCCCAUCCCUGUCUCUGUGCCCCGUGUCUUUUUCAAGACUCAGGCUGACUCUGCAUAAGCAGCGGAAUGGAUUGGUAGAAUGGACUGUGCCAUUUCGGACCACAGGUGGGGGAUCUUUUUUGUUUUUUGUUUCCCUCCCCUAAAUUCUCCCUUGGAUAUACGUCUCCUUGUAGGCAGAAACCUAGCACACCAGGGAGGGAAAUGGGAUUAGAACAUUUGCCCGCAAUGGGCUGGCUUUCUUCUUGAAAUGCAUUCAGAUAAAUGGGAUGCAUUCUAAAAUGGCCCCCGCAGUCUAAAGCGGCUGCUUCCCACCUUUGAGACUCUACCACAUCAUUCUGCUGCAUGUGCAGACCAGGCCGGCACCCUCUGUUGUGACUGGGGUGGGGUGGGGGUAGGGGUUUGAAUCUCUUGGAUUUCUGCUACUAGGCUUUGCGGCAGCCCCUGUGCCUGGGGCGGCAUUUGUGCCCUACUCUGGUGUUGCGCGAGGCAGAUCCAAAGCACCAGGCAUGGUGUGCUUAGAGUUGGGUGGCGGUUUCUCACAACUCUCCCGCCUUUUGACUGCUGCGUUGAGGGAGAAACCUAAUCUUCUCAGCCUCAGAAGGCCUCAGGGUCUUAAGACCAUGGUCCUAGGCCCUCAGAGAUGCUGUAGGAAACACCUGGCGGGUUCUUCUCUGCCCUUAUAAGUGGGUUGACCAAUGGGGCCUCUGGAGUCUUAGGCCACGUUCUCCUGCCGCCGCCGCCGCCACCUCUGAACAGGCUGCAGGUGCCCUCAGAGGCUGGGUCCAUGCUUUUCAUGCAUCUUCAGAUAUUGUGUGCUGGUCCCGUGGUUUACCCAAGAAGCGAGGUCCAAGUCCGGUCCGUGGUCAAAGGUGCAACGUGGAGGCAGUCUGUAGUAGCUGAAGCUGGGUGCAGGGCAGGGAGUCAGGUGAAGACAGGAACAGGCUUGCAAGCAGGGAGCCAGGGCGGGUCAGGAGCUCUGGCAGAAAAGCAGGACAGGGUUCAGGCAGGAACUAGCAACCAACAAUGUUGCUCCCGCAACUUGGGACUGGGGCUGGCCGGCUUUUAUCUGCCCCGAGGCAUAGGGCAGCCCCGAUCCUCUGGUGAUUCACCUCUCCUGGCCUGGAGGCGAGCACUCCUCCUGCGGAAACUUAGUUACCUCCGCCUCUCUGCCCUGAGCCUCUGUAGCUCAGGAGAGGCUGGAGGGUUACCGGACCCAGAGGCAACAUCGGCUUCCUCUGACGGGGCUGAGAGUGGAGCACCUGCAGGCAAUGCAUCCUCCAUCACCUCAGGAGCCCGAGCAGACUCAGCUGAUGCCUGCACCUGAGGAUCCAGCACAGGUGUGGACCCUUCAGGCUCAUGCCCCAGCCUCGGCUCAGCUGGUUCUGGAGGCGGGGAGUCCUGUGCAGGCUGGGAUUCCUCAGGUUCAGCAUCCGAGUCCGAAUCCCAGGCCAUCACAUAUUGUGUGUGUGUGUGUAUGAAUGAAUUAAUUGAGGAGUCUGAGCUUCACAUGCCUUGUGGCUCCCUGUCUUUCAUGUCUGAGUCCUCUUUCUCUCGCCUUGCAGAGUGCCAUUUUCUUAUUCUUCGCCGGGAGGAUAGAGGAGAUCAAAGGGAACAUCAAUGAGGUGAGAGGCGGCCGCACACAUUCUUACACCACCAAAUCACAGCUCCCCCAUGGCGAAAGGCUGGGAGUUUUGCUUCCAGUAUAAAGCCCUUCCCACUGUGCUUGCUAGUGAAAAGUACUGAGCUGCUGCUGUUGCUACCCUUCACCUCCUUUUUGGACUAACCUGGGCUUGGCCUCUCCAUCUCUGCCCAGGCCAUCAAGAAGUUUGAAGAAGGCUGCUCAGCCCAGCAGGCCUGGAAGCAGUUUCACCAUAUGUGCUACUGGGAGCUGAUGUGGUGCUUUGCCUACAAAGGAAUGUGGAAGAUGGCCUACUUCUAUGCAGACCUGCUGAGCAAGGAGAAUCGCUGGUCCAAGGUGCGAAAUGCGAACAGGUUAAUGAGCAGCGGGAUGGAGGAGUUAUUGUUCCCUGCAGGGUUUCCUUUGAGAUAGACCUCAGUUCUGGAAAGUGGGAGACUUUUCCCUGCUUCAAAUAAGAAGAGAGCACUGAGGUUAGGUGCCUUCUUCUGAUACUAGCUGAUCCACAGGGUUCUGGGGACCUUUACAGCCAAAGUAGCAGAACCUCCAGUAACUUCAGCUGGCAGACCCUGGAACUGCAAUGCCUGUGUGAAGCGUUGCCUGGAAGUACUUCUUUCCCUUUUAGUAUACAAUUAACCCAGCUCAGAAUAUUUUGCAGGUGUGCUAUGGGACCGGAGUUGCACCCUGUUCAAUGCGGCAAGGCACCCUGUAGGCCUCACUUUGUUAAAACUAUCACCAGCAUAAAUGGCUGCUAGGAGACCUUAUGCCGCCAGGCUGGCUUUGCCUUUUAUAUCAAGCUCUGAGUGUGUGUUCUGCUUCACAGCUUUUCUCCUUCUCUUCCCUCAUGCAUUGCAAGGCCCACUCAGAUUCAGCCUCUGAUGACUAAAGCUGAUAUCCUGCCUGCCAGGCUCUCAAUCCUACCCCUUACUUUCUGAAUGAGGUCAGAAUCCCUCAUCAUUAGUCACUAUGGCCAGAUGACAUGCAUCUGGGUUAGGUGUUUUCCAGGCACUCUUGAACAAUGGAAUCUAUUUUGUGUUGCUCUUGCUACAUGCCCCUCCAAGCUCUUGAAACUUCCCAAAUGCCUAGUUUGUGAGUGGCCAAUGCUCGGUUAUGUCUGCAGCUGGAGGGACUUUCCUAUGUGCUUUCCUUUCCCUUUUCCAGCUCAGUCAGAAGAGUCUCGCUCACUAUGAUUCCCAGGCUUUAAACUCCCUAAAGCAAACCUACUGCUGCCGUCCUCCCUCCCUCUCACCACCUUGCUCUGUCCCUGGUUGGACUUCUUCCCUUCUUUAUACCCUCCUUGUCUCCCUACAGGCAAUGUAUGUGUACAUGAAAGCUGCCUUCCUUAGCAUGCUGCCUCCAGAGGAACCGCGGCCUUUUGGUGAGGAUGAGGUUGAGCUCUUCAGGUAAAAGCCCCCCCUUUGUGUCACAUACUAGCACUUAUUGAGGGAGGGAUAAUGCGGGCUGAGUUUUGUUCUCUUGUUGCAACUGUAAGGUGCUAGCAACUAGAGUACCCCUGGUCUAGGAGCCUCAGUUCUGCAAGUGUUUUGCCAGAAUAUUUGCUGUGCAGAAAUAACAGCAGUGUUACUGGAGGACUGUUGUGUGAUUGGCGCCUAUCUGAAUGGCUGCAAGCUGUGGAUGAGGUUUGCUGCCUGCCAGCAGGCAGGCUCCUUGAGCGAGCGUAGCCAGAGUCCCUGAAAGUUGGAUGAAGCACUUCUGGGAGCACAGAGUCUCUCUCUUUGGCUUCCCUGUUGGAACAAAGCUGCAGUGAGGCUCUCCACCUUUCUUUCCCUUGCAGGCAAGUUUCUUCCUUCAAGCAGAAGAUCGCAGGGAAGUCUCCACCCACAGAGAAGUUUGCCAUCCGCAAAGCGAGGCGCUACAAAGCGAGCGAACAUGUUCCUCUGCCUGUGCCAGCCCUGGUAAGGGUGGAGAUACAUGACCUCUCUACGCUUGUGGGCAUGGGUGCGAGAGAUGUCAUGGUUUCAAGUGAAUGGAAAACCUUUUCAUGACCGUGCUCUCAUUGCCAGUUUUAUUUUUUAUUUUUUUAUAUAUAUAUAUAUAUAUAUAUAUAUAUAUAUAUAUUAUUAAAUUUUCUAAAUUACAUUUCAAGAUAUUCAUUUAAACAACCUUAAAUCAAUGACUUCCCUUCUUCUCUUUCCGUUGUUCAAUUUGCAUACCAUACAUCCCUGCAUAUUUUACAUGAACUAAACCAUUCAGUAAUCCAAUGUUACAUCCAUCAAAUCUUAUUUACACUGUUGAAUUUAUCUUAAUGCUACCAGCAUUUUAAAUGAACACAAUUUUCACCCAUGUACUCAGUAAACAUUUUUCAGUCUUCUUUAAAUGUGCAUUCUUCUUAUUCUAUAUGUUAAAUCUGCAAGCUGUGCAUCUCAUUGUUAGUUUUAAAUUGGUCCAGGGGCCGCACGUAGAAAUGAAAAGAAAGAGGUGUGCAUUUUCCUCUCAUAAAUCCUGAUGCGGAAAACAUAUUUGCUACGCUCUCACAUCCGAGGAACAUUGUGUCCUCCCACACCCGUCCAUUUGUGUGCAUCUAGUUGCACACAAGAGAUGCAUGUACGAGUCUCAAGAGGCAAGAAGCUUCUGUCUGCUUCCCCUCGGAUGGCAAAAAUUGUUUGAUGAGGAAGGAGUUGCUGCGGCCUCUGUCUCUCCCCUCUCCCCACCUCCGUCCCAAAUUCCUGCUAUCAUAACCAAGGCCUACCUGUGCUUUUCCCUCCCAGGAGAUGAUGUAUAUGUGGAAUGGAUUCACUGUCCUGGGCAAGCGCCAGGAACUGCUCAAGGGGACUCUAGAGACUCUGACACAGGCUGAGAAGCUGCUACAGAAAGCACCAGGUAACACACUGGUUUCACGAAAGUGGCAAUGUGCAGGUGGGCAUGCAGAGUUGCUAGAAUAGCAAAUUAUUUUCUGGAAUACAUGCAAAAAAUAGAAGUUGCAUAUCCUAAUAGCUAGGCACAAUAUUUAGAGAAGUAAAUAAUAUAAGUAGUACAGUGGUACCUCGGGUUACAUACGCUUCAGGUUACAGACUCCGCUAACCCAGAAAUAUUACCUCGGGUUAAGAACUUUGCUUCAGGAUGAGGCCCCAUUAGCUAAAGUAGUGCUUCAGGUUAAGAACAGUUUCAGGUCAAGAACGGACCUCCGGAACGAAUUAAGUACUUAACCCGAGGUACCACUGUAAUAGGAUUUGGGGGCAAGGUAGACAGGGACUGGAUCAAAGAAGCUUUUCAGUUUCACAGUCGUCUGCGACCGGACUUAACGGUCAGGAGUCCUUUUACCUUUACUAAAUUUAAAACAGGGAAAACAGGCAGAGAAAAACAGGACUCGACAUUGCCCCCUGGUGGCACAAUGUUAUAUAUACAACAUAUAUAAAUUGCUUUUUCUUUACUGCACCAGUCCAACUGAUUGCGGGGACGAAAUGACACGCUAAAAGUUUGGGAAAUCUUGAUAACCUCUUUUAGUUUUCAAAUCCUUGUCAGAAACUUGGCAGAAUUUCUCUGAAACCAUGAGAAGGCAAGGUCACAAUAUUUUGUACUGGACUUCAAAGUUACGAUUCCUUGAUCCUGGGAAAUAAUAUUUGGAGCCUUCCUUUUUUGGCCUGUUUUUUUACAAAGUGUCUGUUCUGGCUCACAAGUAAACGAGGCAGGGAAAUUUAUGUAAGCGGGGAAACACUGAGUUUUCCUUCCUAGUUGUAGGGUUGAGAAAAAAGGAAGUGUUUGCUGACCAAUAAUCUGAAUGCAUAUGAACUGCCAACUGCUCCUCAAGUGUGGAGUUGGGGGCAGCAACUGCUUAGACUGGUUCACCUCUCUUUUUGCUGUUUUUCUUCCUAUUCUUCCUCAUUACCUUCAGCCAGUGAGCACCAGGUGGACGACCGGUGUCUGGUGCUUCUUCUCAAAGGCCUGGUCCUGAAGCACUUGCACAGUUCGGCUGAAGCAGAGGCUUGCUUCAGUGCUGUCCACGGCAGGUGAGAUUCCCAAGAGUUUCCAGUCCAUUUGGAGGAGAAUAUGGGUUUUUCUUUAAUGAGCUGGGCUUUCCCCAAAGUAAGGAUCAUUCUGCCUGGCACAGAAAAAGGGCUUCAGGCCUCCUCUCUUAAGGCCUCACUUUUUAGAUGGCUGAAAGUAAUUAGAUGCUCCUCAAGGAGUAAGUUGCUUCCCAUUCUACCUACAAUCCUCUGCAAACACAACAAUCUGGUUCCCAUUUGUGUUCCACCUCUUAUUAAUUCAUAUAUGUUCAUUCCAUUCCAAUACCUCUUUCCAUAUCCACCUACCCAGACCCUGAUAUCAUCUUAUGAGGCCUUCCUUCGGGUGCCUCCUCCUUGAGAGGUCGGGAGGUUGGCAACACGAGAACGGGGCCUUCUCUGCAGUGGCUUCCCCAGGGAAGUUCUCCUGGCGCCUUCAUUAUACACCUUUAGGCGCCAGGCAAAAACGUUCCUUUUUAACCUGGCCUUGGGUUGGACUGAUUUACAUCCCAUGCCCUUUUAAAAUUGUCUUUUUUUGGGGGGGUAUUGUUUUUAUUUUUAUUAUGUAUUUUGUGGUUUUAUAUCUUGAUUUUAUUCUGUGAACCACCCCGAGACAUCUGGGUAUAGGGCGGUAUAUAAAUUCAAUAAAUAAAACAAAUCAAGACCAAGUAGACCUUUGCCCUAAACCCAGCCACUUUUCAUGCACAUGUUUGCCUCCUUGUCUGCAGUGAGAAGAGGAUCCGGUAUGAUCACUACUUGGUACCCAAUGCACUGCUGGAGUUGAGUCUCCUCUAUGUGGCACAAGGUCGUAAUGAAGAGGCUGUGCAGCUGCUUCGUCGGGCGAAGUAAGUGAGCCCCCGGUUUAUUCCACAAUGCUUGGCUUUAAGAAAGAGAGCAAAAGCUUCCUCGGAAGCUCUUGCUACCCUGUAAUGUACAGGUGAAACUCGAAAAAUUAGAAUAUCGUGGAUUGAAUAGCUACUGCACCUUUUCACAAUAUUCUAAUUUUCUGAGAUUGUUAAUUUGGGGUUUUCAUCAGCUGUAUGCCAUAAUCAUCACAACUACAGUGGUACCUCGGGUUACAUACACUUCAGGUUACAGACACCUCAGAUUACAGACUCUGCUAACCGAGAAAUAGUGCUUCAGGUUAAGAACUUUGCUUCAGGAUGAGAACAGAAAUUGUGCUCCGGUGGUGCAGCAGCAGCAGCAGCAGGAGGCCCCAUUAGCUAAAGUGGUGCUUCAGGUUAAGAACCAGUUUCAGGUUAAGAACGGACCUCCAAACGAAUUAAGUUCUUAACCUGAGGUAUCACUGUAUAACAAAUAAAGGCUUGACAUAUCUCACUUUGCAUGUCAUGAAUCUAUCUCGUAUAUUAGUUUCACCUUUUAAGUUGAAUUACUGAAAUAAAUGAACUUUUCCACGAUAUUCUAAUUUUUUGAGUUUCACCUGUAUAUGGAAUCCUGUAAGAUUUAUUAACCCCAUGGAGGUUAAGGAAUAAAGGUUGCCAGUUCAGCCACUCAUCCUUUCCUCCAAUCCAACCAUUGAAACUGCAUUCUGGGCAAUAAGAUCUUAGAACUAGUAACAUGAAGCUGCUUUGUACUGAGCCAGAUCUUUGAUCCCAUAUGAUCCCUAAUCCAAAUUACCAUCAUUUCAUUGGUUGGCUACUGAGAUGCACAUACCUUGGGAUGCUGUUAAAUACAAUGAGUAGAAUAGACACAUCCCAGGAUAUAACACCUGCUGGUUGCCUCUUCCUACAGGAACAACUACAAGAAUUAUUCAAUGGAGUCACGCACUCUCUUCCGGAUACAUGCUGUAUUGUCCAAACUCAAGGCCUGCCAGGAAGAAAAUGGUGCAGUUGGAGACAGCCCUUCCUAGGGAAUGGUGUGUUUCCUGCCUUCUUUCUCGAAAGAGGAGGUGAACUGUUGCUCUCAGGAGCACCUAGACCAAAGAGGGAACCUGCCAAAGUACAAGGUCUUGGGAUGAUCCCUCCUUCCUCGGGUGGGUGUGUUUGGAAGGAAUGUGUUGUCGUCACCUGUUGUGCUGCUUGGCUACCAAUCUAGUGCUUGAUACUUGGUGUGUGGGAAUGGACAAGGCUUUACCCAUCAGAAUUUUGACUUCCAAGACCAGGAAGUAGCUGGGGAAAUAAUUGCUUGCUAAUCAAUGAAGCUGAAAGGAGGACCUCAUCUUCGUUAAUCAGCCUCCUCUCUCAAGGUCCUACAAAUGAAGGUUAAUGUCUCCCCCCUCCUCCAACAAUCAAAUCAAGACUUGGAAAUAACCUGAAGGUGUAGUACUCUCCACCUUCCUUUUUUUGGUUUACUAUCUCCUGUUUCGUUGGCAAAUCCUAAUCCCCUUUCCUUCUUGGUCCCUGAUCUUUAACUCAGCAAGCCACAGCACCCUGGAGCCUGCAUCCGGUGGCCUUUCAUUUCACAUUGGUGUUGAACCUGAAAGUUUAAGUCACCUAGCAAAGACUUCCAGCUUUGGCUAGAAACUGGGUUUAUCUCAACAUUCUGCUGUGGCCUUCUCGUUUUCAAAAGUGCAAACAACUUUUUGGUACUGAUAUGAUCGUUCUCCAUUUAAGGACAAAGUUUUCAAAUGUUGGAAAGGAAUAAGGAGGUGAUUUUUAGCAGUUUUUUGAAGCAGGGUAACAGCCAGUCCUUCAUGUCCUACACGAGGGUGGGUAAAUAUUUUAAGUGAAACCACCUCUGAGUAAUAACUGGACUGUGAUACUUUGGAAACAGCUGCGGGGCAAUGCGAUCUCUUCUAUCAUUUAAAUUUCACUGCUGCCCAUGUGUUUAUGUUCAUUGCUGAUCAUCCUGGUUAAAGGCAGCUGAUGGGCGUACCAUCUGAAAUUGUCUUCCUUUCAAUGUGGUUAUUGAAUUGGCCUCUAGUAACGAGUUCUACGGAUUCACCGAGAUGGGGAAUAAGAACGCAACCACUUUGCAUUCUUAUUUUUUCUAUGGUAGGUAGCACUUAUUGGUUCUGUAGAAGGGGGCAGAUCACAUCUGCAUUGGUAACCCUGUCUACCCAGAACUCUUCUGCCAUACUUUUUACUCAGGGUUGCUUAUUAGAGAUGUGUGUUAAACCCAUGUGAGAGGAUCAGUAUUAGAUCCACAUGAUUUAGUGUUGCUCAUAUCAUGAGCACACGUGGUAAAAUAUUUUUUAAAAAAUAAAUUUGCAUGCGUGGAGGCAGAGCAUAAAAGUGGCAACAGCUUCAUGCACCCUCUUUGCAUGGUCACCAUUCAUCUACAGACUGAUCUUGUGGAAAAUUCUUUGCUAUGGAGGGAAGCAGUGGCAUGCUAACUUACUCUCUUGCUACUCUCAUUGGCUCCACUCCUACUUUCAUGGAGAGAAUGCAUUAAAUCAAACGUAGCAACACAUCACUAACAGGAGGGGAGUGUGUUUUUGUGCUUGAAUUCUGCUUGCGGGUUUCCUACAGGCAUCCGAUUGGCCACUGUGGGAACAGGAUCCUGGAUCACUGGCCUGAUCCUGCAGGUUGCUUUUAUGUACUUAUAAAAGAUUGGGCACCUGCACACCCCAAUUUAUGAGCCCGGUUAAGGAAGAUUGAGGCUCAAUACAGCAAGCUCCUUUUCUCCUGCUCUGGAGGGAUGGGACUUGAACUAAUGGAUUCAAGUUACAAAAAGGAGAUUCUGAUUAAAUAUCAGGAAGAACUUUCUGACAGUAAGAGCUGUUUGACAGUGGAACAGACGCCCACAAGAGGUGGUGCACUCGCCUUCCUUGAGGGCUUUUAAGCAGAGGUUGGGUGGCCAUCUGUCAUGGAUGCUUUAGCUGAGAUUCCUGCCUUGCAGGGGGUUGGAUGAGAUGAGCUUCAGCGGUCCCUUUCAACUCAACGAUUAAAUGGUUCUAAAAUGCUACUAACUGGAUAAAGAACAGUCCUGUGCUUUGUGGUAGGGAGCCUUGUUCUAACUUGGAACAGCACAGGCCCACCCCUGAGAUAGAAUGUGAAUGUAUUGAAGCUUAUGCUAUAGCAGCAGCUAAACUAUUUCACCAUACCCUAAUCGCAUGGAAAAUGCAGGGGUGCUGCUAAGAACAAAAGAAGGGUUGCAAACAGUGUCAUCCUUGUGAGACUUUUAGAGCAGAUGCUAAGAGAACUGGCAUGAAAUUAACUCUACCUCAUCUGUGUUGCAGAGUAAACGUCUAGAACGACAGGCCUUGCCUUAGCUGUUCUCUGCCUUAUGUGCUGUGCUCCAUAGAAACAGGAUAUAGUGUUCCUUUUUUUAAAAAAACCAUGCACGCACAUGUGUCUCUGUCCCUUCUCUUUGGGCAAGCUUGUGAUCUGUACCUUAGUCCAGAACGUGGCACUUCCCCCAAAUUCCCCAUGUGAUCCGUGACCAACUCUGUCCCAUACUCACAGGAGCAUAGGUUGGAUUUGUGCUUGAGAGAGCCCUGCAAAGUUUGCAACUGAACACGUAACUAAACUUUUAAUCUGCAAGAGUGGGUCAAAUGUUUCAUCUCUUGCCAUCCCUUUCCUUACAAGAAUUUUUGCAUUGCCUUCCUGCUUUUCAUUAAUUACAUGCACAUUGCAGUUAAGAUGCUUCCCACAUCUUGCAUGAUCGUGUGUAGAUAAGUUAACACUGGUGGGCCUAUGACUUGGGCCUUUCACUAUGGGCACUCAGUUGGGGGGGCUGUAUGUUGUUUUGAGAGUUGACGUUAAAAAAAUGAAAAUAUGCUAAAAGUAGAGACAUCACACAGGAGUCAACUGAAGCAAAAUGCUAACCAAAAAAAGAAUCACUAGCAAGAGAAGCUCGCCGCGGCUUCUUAAGCUUGAGUGCACCUCAAGUAAGGAAAAACAGACACAUACAAAAUCCUGUCGCUACUACUAACUGGAUGGGGAAGGGUGGGAGAUUUUUUUGUUGUUUUUUUAAAAAAUAAUUAUUAACCUAGUUUGGGAUUUAAAACUUUAUGUAGAAAUUUUGGUGCCAGCACUGGGUGAUUAAUUCAUUCUGACAAAUGUAUGUAAAAUAAAAAUAAUUUAUAUAAGGUGUUUUGCUUUAAUUUAACAAAAAUCCAGGGUUAAAGGGUAAGGCAUUUGUUUUAUCAGCCUCAAAAAGGAGGAGCAGCUUAACUGGUCGACAUAAAGAAGAAAAUGCUAGAGGUUACUUCACAACUGUAUAUGGAUGGCCACAUGGUGAUCACUGUGGAAGAGCGGCUCAAAUCUUUCAUGGAAAAACUGAGACAGAGCUGAACAUAUGUAUGUGUCCCUCCACGUGCUUUUAGAUAAUCUUAUGUGCACCUGUCCCCCCUUUAAAUUCUAGCUGUCCUAUAAAGUUCUGAAGGACUUUUAGGAAGAAACUUUUAAAAAAUUAGAACCUCUUCUGAAUUUCCUCCAAGUUCUUUAAGACUUACUCUAGCUAAGCAUGCUAGGGUUGUAGUUUUAAAAGGCCUGUAUCACUUUCAUUUCCCCUGCUUUCUGUUCAUUCAUUUGGGAUCAGCUCCCAAUGAAGGCUGUUUCGAAAAUGGAAGUCUGAUAGAUCUGAAUCUACAAUUGUUCCACUAGAGGGAAGCAAUCACCAUGCUACAAACAUCUCUUGGCCUUUCCAUUGUGGAAAAGGGACCAACAUAUAGACCUUCCCAGCUAAACACUUUGGAGAGGGCAGCCUACUGCCUCUUUUUACAGGAUACCGU